This is a messenger RNA of Quercus lobata, 1132 nucleotides long. RefSeq lists its product as uncharacterized. The transcript is spliced from 3 exons. The coding region runs from base 76 to 819 and encodes 247 amino acids. The record is from RefSeq and is a predicted model, not a curated record. NCBI's taxonomy places the organism in Eukaryota, Viridiplantae, Streptophyta, Magnoliopsida, Fagales, Fagaceae.
AACUAGUCUUUGGCUUAUGCUUAACAACAAACCCUGUGUUUCUCUGUCAGGGGUUUGCUCUUCGAAUUUCCAAAGAUGCCUAAGAGAAUGUCAAGAAAGAAAGGCAAACGUGGCUCCGAUUCUGAAAGGAUUGAUAAUCAGACAAAUCAAGAGCAAUCAGAGGAUGUUUGGUCCAGGCCAAACUGGCCACCACGCCUGGAGAAAGUAUUCGUUGAAUUGCUGAUUGAGGAAAUGAAAUACCAUCUGGACGUGUGUGCCACUGGCUUUAAUGAGGAGGCAUGGGACCAUGUGUGCAAAGAAUUUAAUCAGGAGACAAGUCUAAAUUACGAUAAGAUGGAACUGAAAAAACAUCUAGCUGUUUUAAGAAAGCGGUAUCGCAUUGUAAAACCUUUGUAUAACCAUGGAGGCUUUGGUUGGGAUUAUCGUCGGAAGAUGGUGGAUGUUGAUGAUCUAGUGUGGAAAGAAUAUAUUGAGGUGCAUCCUGAGAUUGAGCCGUACAGGAAAUGGGGGUGUCCAAUUUAUGAAGAGCUAUGCACAAUAUUUACAAAGCCAAAGGCCACUGGAGAGUUUGCCAUUGCAAUUGGUGGAUACAGCAGGUCUGGCAGCAACAAUCUUGCACACCCAAGGGGGAAUGUCAAUGCCAACAUUUCAAAUGGACGCAAUAAGCGCCAGUCAGCACAACCUGUGGGCUCAGGUCCCAACAAGAAACAUGACAAAGGAACUGAGAAUUCAAAGGAGAUUAAUUCUGUCUCGAAAUCAAAUGGAACUGCAGCACCUCAAUCUGAUGACCAGACUCUGCUAGUCAUUGUAUUGCUAUAAUAAAUGGGAUGCAAGGUGUUGAUCGCCGUACUUAUAAUGCUGCUCUGGAUUUGUUUCAGAACUCAACCUGGAGAAAAACAUUCAUAUCAUUAAAAAGUGAGAAGAGGUUGAACUGGUUGAAGGCCAUGCUUCCUAGUGUUUAAUUUGCAUGGGCUAAUAGGCAAGGAAGUCAAGCAGACGUAAUAACGUCACCUUUAGGUUCUGUUUACUUUUGGACAAUGAGACCCAGAAAAUGAUCUCUGUAUAAAUAACAUGAAUUUCAGUACUAUUUUCGUGGGACAUAUGUGGUGGACAUCUUAUGUAAAUUGAAUGA